CUUUUCUCGUCCUCGCCCAAAUUUUCCUACUAACCAACUGCUGGUUCUUCCCGAACCGGGUCUGUCGCUCAUUGAUUGCUUGAUUGACGGCUUGAUGGACUGAUCCAUCUUGAUUGGGAUUGUCUGAAAGCCCCAAAGAAAACCCGCCCCAGGAAUGGGUCUCCGUCCCCUGAGUUUUACAGCGGCGCGUGUCAUCCUCCCUCACCUCAGACUCGCCGACUCCCUCUAGAGCCCCGUGCCACUCCUGCUCUUGUCGCCAUGAGGGUGCUGCGUCGAUCCUGAACCCAUUGACCAACGAUUGUUUCUGAUCUUCCCUCUGCCCCCUUCCCGUCUCUUGCCUGUUCUUGUCAUCUAUCCCGAGAGUUGGCGUUCACCUUGCCAAUUAGAGUGCCGCCCUCCCUCAUGGCCCCCGGCUGGUCUUCUCCGCCUGCGUCGGGCGCUUUAUCGUCAAGCCCAAACCAUAAUCAUUCCCAGUCCCAAACUUAUCAUCCUACAUUUCCAGGGACUGUUGACCCCGGCGCUUGGCCAAGCCCUCCUCGCCCUCCCUCGUCCGCCGCCUCUCCUUCUUCCCCUCCUCCCUCUGCUUCCUUCGUGCGCAGGAAACCAGUACCCCAGGAUGCUGUGAUCCUGUCGCGCCAGUCCAGGCCUCCCUCUUCGCCCUCCUCGCCCCUGCUGUCCCCCCGGGGUGACUCUGCUGCAGAUCCGCCGUUACUCCCUGUCUCCCCCCCUCCUGUCGUCCAUAACUUGGACUUCUCCCCUGCUUCGACCUUGUCCUUCCCCGGCUCCGUGUAUGAGGUUGACGACGAGGAGGACGAGGAUUCCUUUCACUCUGAUCCAAGGGAUCUGGAUAGAUCUCCCCGUGGUGGUCCGUCCGCGUCCCAUCUACGUAUCAAUACCUCCGCGGCAUUCGUCGACGAGGACGACGACGAGAGCAACAACCGCCACAACCAUCUCGCCUUCUCCGCCCAGUUCUCGAAUGGGACUCCCGUGCACAGCCGUCUUGUCAGCGAGCCGUUUGUUCCCAUCCUCAAAUCACCUUCCUUUGUCCCGAAGCGGGCUACAACCAUGGCCUUGCAUUUGCCCACCAACCGUCCUCCCCCGCUACAUAUAGAUUCACCCAGCCGGUCCUCGUCCGGAGACUCCAAGCAGCCCAAAACCCCUGCAAACAAGAUCAGCUCCUUCUUCGGCUGGCGCGCUACAACCUCAUCCCCUGGCGCAGAGUCCUCCAGCACCGAAAUCUCCGAGACCGGUCGCUCCCCGGUGCCCUCCCCGAUGCCUCCUUCUCUACACAGCGCUCACUUCUCCAUCACUCCCUCCACCACGGUUCCCUUCGAUCCCACCAGGCCUCAGGUGCCUCUUCCGCAGCGAAACCCAUCGUUGAGCAGUGGGAGUAUUCUGGAUUCAAAGUCAACAGCUUUGGUGACAGAACUCGAGAAUGAACUGCGGGAGAUCAGCUCGGAGCUGGCGGGGUCCAUCCGGCGGGAGAUGGAGUUGGAGGAUCUGGUAGAAAGGCUGCAGUCGGAUGUCCCCUUAGAUACCCCCAAUCGCCGUACGAGCGAUUACUUUUCCGAUUCGGGCUCCAGCUCCAUCCGCUAUGCGUAUGAGGCAGGCGGUCGAAUCGAAGAUAUUGAGAAAUAUAAACGCACCGCCGAGCAGGAAAGGGCUCAGCUCAAGGUGGAUUUGUCUCAAAAGCUGCAAGAAGAGCGAAGCCGUCGAGCGGCAUCCGAGGCGCACGUCCAGAUCCUAGAGUCGCAGGUUCACCAGCUGCGACGAGAGAGAGUAGACCUCUCAGACUUGUCGUCUAGGACGAAAGAGCUCGAAGCAGCAUUAGAUGGUACCCGUAGAAAGUUGGCGGAAGAACGGCAGAUCAAGGACAACUUUGAAGAUCUGUUAACAGCAAUGAGAGUUGAACUCGAACAGCUGCGAAACGAACGGGACCAUCUCCGGGAUGACGUUAUCCCUCAGUUGCAACAAGGUAGCCAAUCGGCCGUCCCUCCGUCCGAUCCCUCGGAAGUCGAGCGGCUGCUGGAAGAAAUCGAAGCGUUAAAAAUCGAAAACGCCUCACUUGCCCAGCUGCAAGGCAGUCGGUUCGCAUCGAUUGCCGAGGAGGACGGGAUGCCAACCUCAAGAAAUGUCGGAUUGGGCCUGUCGCGGUCGAACUCGCUGGCUCGCGUGCGUACCAAGCCCGGUACGCCUGGCCUGUCCCGGUCGAAUUCGGUAUCUGCCAAGGAGCGCAAUGAGUCUCCCCGAGAAAACCUGGCGGACCGCAUCGAGGAUGUGGAAGCGCAGCGUGAUGCUCUUCACCAGUCUCUUCGGCGUCUGCUUGAUCGCCAGGCCCACGAUGCCCGGGAAUAUGAGAAGCGGCUUCAGCUCAUGGAGCUGGAGGUCGCCCGCGCACAGCAAAUGGGUUCCCCGCGCAAGCUGGGCUACGAACGCGAAGUCCGCAACUUGCGCGAAGAGGUGAAUGAUCUUCGUCAGCGGGCCGAGGACGCUCUGGAGCAAAAGUGGCAGUGCGAGAAAGGUUUGGCCGGUCUGAAGAUGGACCUGGACCGGGCCGAACAGGAGACCACAUCCCUGCGUGUACUGUUGCAGGAGCAUGACAUCACUGUCCCCGAAGACCUCGAGUGCGACCGCGACGGGUUCGCAGAGGUUCUCGCCACGUCCUCGUCCCUGGAGUCGGCUUACCGACAACUCCAGGCGGACCGGGAGAUCGCCGAAGCCAGCGCGGCUCAGUCACCCAUGGCGGAGCAAGGCUCGCUCGCCGAGUCGGUCAGCCGGACGGAGAUGCUCGCGCAGCAUGUGCAACGGCAGCUGGCCAGCAACCACGCCCUGCGAAGCCGUCUGGCCGAGGCCAUUGGCAAGGGUGAGAAGGAGCAGCAGCUGUCGGCUGCUCGCAUCAACGAAAUGCAGGCCCGGCUCAAGGAGAUGGAGGACAUCCUGGUGAUGGCGCAGCAGUACUCUGAGGAUGAAAUGGCCCGUCACGAGGAGGAAGUGCGUGCCCUUGAAGAGAGCCACAAUGCGCAGUUGAAGCGUAUGAAGAACGGUGCGCGCAGCCCCGCGGCCUUGUCGCCCAUGCCUCCGACCACGCCUUUUGGCGCGCGGUCGCCCCGGCUCGAGAUAACCACCAGCGGCAAGGGCAUGGCUUUGGAUGAGGCCAUCCAGUCGGAGAAUUUGGAACGGCGGGUCAAGGAGCUGGAGAAGCUCCUUCGCGACGCCGAUUCGGAAAUGGAGGAAGUUGUGAGCCGGAUGAACCGGGCGCAAAUCGAAGUUGGCGAACUUCAGUCUGAUCGGGAUGAGGCACUCCGCCUGACUCGCAAGCUCCAGGCCGAAAUCAUGGCCGAACGCGAGACGUUCAAGGCCCUGAUGGGUUGAUGUCGAUUUCAUAACUCCUUGCUUUGCGCUGUAUAAAAUAAUCUCAUGGGGCGGUGUUUGGGCGUCGACUAGCGUGAGGAAUGUUUUGGAUGCGCAUGUUUGUUUUGGACGAGGUGCUGCGCAUCCUCCGAGGCUUGUAUAUGGUGACUGGGGUCCAUGGCCAGAUGGACUUGUAUAUAUCUCACGAUCACGAAGUGGUCAUGUGUAACCGCCUAGAUGUACAGUUGUAUACCACCUUGAUUGACAC
Aspergillus ibericus CBS 121593 is the source of this 3619-nucleotide messenger RNA. RefSeq lists its product as uncharacterized. Bases 403 to 3372 code for a protein of 989 amino acids. The transcript has 4 exons. Lineage: Eukaryota; Fungi; Ascomycota; Eurotiomycetes; Eurotiales; Aspergillaceae. The record is from RefSeq and is a predicted model, not a curated record.